This is a messenger RNA of Dibothriocephalus latus, 252 nucleotides long. The record is from the annotation of a GenBank genome assembly. NCBI's taxonomy places the organism in Eukaryota, Metazoa, Platyhelminthes, Cestoda, Diphyllobothriidea, Diphyllobothriidae.
AUGAUUACGGCUCCCUACAAAACCCCUCGAACCCUUCUGAUUUCUAUGGUCUGUAUGCUUGUGCUGCCGAUAUUUUCAUACUUCGCUGCUAAACAAAUCCUUGGAAAUACGUUUCACUUCACGGACAACUCGACGUACAUAUGGUCGGCCGUCAUUGCCGUUUUGGCAGUCCAUGCUGUCCUCAUAUGCGUAAUAUGGGCUGCCUACAAAGAGGAACAGAUAAAACAGAUAACGGACGAGAAAGUGGACUAG